UUAUUGCAUCUGAUGUCAGGGCAUCAAUUACAAUAUCCAGCCAGCAUGCUUUGCACUUAUUCAGAAACAUGCCACAGGAAUUGACAGUUCUAGGUCAAUAUUACCUCGAUUUAACUUCAUUUUUUACCAGAACACUGGCCGUAAAUGUAUUAUCGAUGAACAAAAAAACAUUGACUCAAAAGUCAGAUGAAAUUCAAAAGUCAAACGUAUUUUUAAUUAUAAUAAAAUAAAAUUUAAUAAUAAGCGUAAUAAUUGUUACUUUGGGUUAUCUUUUCAGGCGAAAAUGGAAUUUUUGUACAAUGAAUCACAUCGACGAAAUUCGUAAAUUAUCGUGUGACAGAAAAGACGUCGCCGGUGUGAAGGUUGGUGAUGACCUUGCGCACUCCACGACGUCGCAUCUCGCCCCGGACAAAGCGCAGAUACCGGGCCAUAAGGGAGUUUUUCCGACGGGCGCUAGGUACCUCAUCGCAACCUGAUAUUAAGAUAAGUUCCAGUAUAGCUGUUAACGUUACAGAUCUUAAACGCAAGAUAGUCGGUCUCGAACAACAGUUAGACGAAGUAAAUAAGCAGUGUCAGGACAUCGCGUGCCUCGACUGCUCUAGGAGGUCCGAGAGCUACAUUGAGUCAGAGGUGAACCACGACAUAGGACCGAUCAAGGAACAAACCGAAUCAUCUGAGAGAAAGUUGAAUGGCAUCGACACAAGAGUUAUAUACAAAUCUUCAGAGUGUAAUUACAGAAACACUGAAGAGAGUGAGUAUAUUCCAAAUCCAGAAGAAGGAGAUGAUGAAAACCAACCUGAGGAUAUGAUUAAUUGUGACGAGUAUCAGACAAAUGUUACGAAAGUAAGUAAUAAAAAGAGCAAAUUACAUAGGAUAACAGAAUACGGUGCCAAAUUGCAUAAAUAUAGAGCAAGAUCAGUACAUGAGAACUACCCUACGACUUAUUCUACGAGCAGCUUUCGUUCGCUAACAAACCCACGAAUGAAUAAUACAAACGUUGAAUUUUCUAGCCCCCCUGUAGUUAGAAAACAUUCCGGGCAAGAAUAUACAGAGCCAACGAUUAAGCAUCCUCAUAAAAGUCAAAAGCAUAAAGAUUUAAAACGAAGUAAAUUUGAUCAUUUUAAAGAUUCUUAUGAACAGAAGCCAAGCAGAGUUCGGAAACAUAAACACCACAAUCGGGAACUUGACCAAGAUUUUAUUGCUGACAUAAUAAGAAGACAGUACAAACCAGUAAAAAUGUUCGGAAGGAAAGAAUCUGAUCUUAGUCAGUUUUCAGCCCCUGUAUGUCGAGAUCAAGAGUUUCCAGUUCGUCCAGACAUACAGGAGGGUACCGAAUUAUGUUCUUGUUGCUACGAUGAAAGCAAACAAAAGAUGCGACUCAGUGACCUAAGCGAAAUGAGAAGUAUUUGUGAUACACGCUUAUACAGCUCUAAGAAACAUAGUCGAGGGAAACACCGUAGGAAGCAUUUAGAUAUUUUUAAUAACUCUGAAUUCUACGAUCUAGUUCCAGUUAAAGAAAAGUCUAGCCCCAAGUCACGGAGAAAAUUCACUGAUGAUAAUAUGGUACCAUAUGAGUACUAUAGAGAAGUACCACCGUCACCUAGGACAUUAAGGCCUAGGCUGAAUUUGAAAGCACAACAUAACACAGAAUUUGAAGAGUAUUUGGCUCAUGUUAACCACCCACAUAGGCGAAGUUCACCACAAAGGCAUAGGCAUCGUCAUGAACGCGUUGAAACUAUGGAAAGUGAGUUUACAUCGGAUCAAUCCCCAAUACCCAUUAGAGUUAUAGAACAACCGAGAAAAACUCGUAAACACAUGACAUGUCAAGUGGAAAAGCAAGAUCUGUGUCCACAAGAAGAUUGUACCAUGAGUAGUUUGCAGUAUACACCAUAUGUUAGUGAGCAAGUUAACGCAACAGUUGAAACAACUUUUAAUAAAACACAAGAAACUGAAAUAAAUGUCGACAAAACAGAUAAGGCUCUAUGUGAAAUUAAAGAUAUCCUGCAGAGUUUUCUUCAUGAAAUAAAAAAAGAAACGGUUGCAUCACAAUGUGACAAAUCAGAGGUAUCCUCAAAACUUGGUGAUACUGGAGUAAAUGUUAUUCUCGAAAAUAAUUGCCCAAAAGUCAACAGCCAUCCAAUGCCUAGUAGGCAUAGUUUUAACAACUAUGGCGCCGGACAGGCCAACGUGCCACCUUAUAUGACGCCGUUUACAAAUCCUUGUUGCUAUCCGAUUCUACCAAUGUGUCCUAUGAACUGUCCGAUGUCUAUGCAAAAUGGUUUCGUGAUGCCAAGUCAGAGCUACACGUGUACGAAUUGUGCAACUAGUAAAGAUCCUACACAUUCCGAUAAUUGUUGCAAUAAAACGAGCAAUACUGCUUCAGGAGCUGUUCAUACAGACACAUGCCAUACAGAAACGUGUCAUACGGAAACGUGCCAUACGGAAACUGAAGAACUUAUUAAAGAAAUCUAUAAAUUUGUCGCUCAGAGCCCAGAUCGAAAGAAAGAUUCUGAAGGCACUAGCGACAGACACGUAUGUGAACAUCAUAAAAAGAUUAAUCCUAAAACAUUGACGACAAGAAGUGUUGGUGAGAGUUCGAAACUUUCCAAACACGAUGCCAAAGUGGGCACACCGCCGCUGAAAUGUUACUCAAAAAGUUGUGAGGCAAUAGGAUGCAGAAUGAUGCACGAACCUUAUUACAGUGAAACGACAAAUGCUAGUUAUUCUGAUACUCUUUUAGAAAAACUAAGCUUAGAAGUAACACAGUCCAUUUCUGGAACCGAACUUGAUACAGAAACUACUGAAACUAAGAUAAGGUUCAAGCCAAAAAAUAGUAAGUUCUCAAGAGUUCUGCGAUCUAUCGGACUUUUCAAGAAGAAGAAAAAAGAUGUUAUUGAAGAGCUAAGUGAGAGCGAAAGUGCGAUAGACGUCGAUGUAAAGCCACGCUCGCCAUUUAGGCAAGAAAUUACCAAUUACAUGAUGCAUGGCCAAGAAUAUUUCAGACCGCCGCCUAUUCCUAAUAACUACCGGCCAAAUGAGUACCAACCAGAUUAUCAUCCGCCAUAUAAUCCUGGAGUACAGGAGUACCAGUAUCCGCCACCUCCUCCUCCACCUAUCCAUGACAUUUACUCUUACUCACCAAGGACACGACAAAGAUUUCAGGAACAUGCGACCGCACCACCUUACCAUUCUAAACAACGACCAUCAGCUCCACCAUAUCAAAGCACGUAUGAAAAUAGCUACAGUCAAAUGCCCCAACCGCAAGUACCGCUCUGCCUUAAAGAGAUAGAAGUCAAAAGUAUUGGCACGCAGAGCGAGAGAAAGAUGUCGAUCUUCCGUAAGAUAAAGAAGAAGAUCCAACCGCCGAUGUCGCCGGUCGGAAGAGGCGACGAAUACGACCAGAGGAACUGCUCGACACAAACACAAACGGCACAAACCCCGGUAACCAAACCAGUAUUGCGCAAACCUUUAUUUAACUGGAAGAACCUGCAAGCGAAAGCAAUGGAACAGGCUAAAAACGGUAACAACGAUCCUCUCAAAUUCACUCUCAAAGCUCAAAAAGAUUUAGCUGAAGGUGAUUUAAAAAUAAGAAAUGUCAUGCUUAAGAAAAUGUUUUAUAAACGAAAUCCUUUCUCUCCAAGAAACCUCAUAGUGAGGACGUUGCUUGGGAAAGACAAGUCGAGUUAUGGCGAACCCCAGACUGUGUUUAGACCACGGAUGUUCUUCUGAGUGUGCGUGACGUCAGUAUUUAAGAAAUUGUUGCGUUUUAAAAUGUAUCGUUGCUAUAAGAAGUUGUCUAAAAUGAUAAA
This is a messenger RNA of Trichoplusia ni (cabbage looper), 3809 nucleotides long. RefSeq lists its product as uncharacterized. NCBI's taxonomy places the organism in Eukaryota, Metazoa, Arthropoda, Insecta, Lepidoptera, Noctuidae. The coding region runs from base 370 to 3729 and encodes 1119 amino acids. The transcript is spliced from 4 exons. The record is from RefSeq and is a predicted model, not a curated record.